GCAUAUGCCAAGUAACCACCUUAUCUUCUCUUCGCGGCAGCGACGCCUCUGGCGCCAAUGGCCAUGAGCCUCCUGAACCCUCCUCCCUCCAAACUCGCGCCGAAACCGCCGCUCCCGCCACCCUCUCGGCGAUUCGCGCCACUGACGUCGCCGCCGCAGCAGCAAUCCGCCUUUCAUCUCUCGCUGCUCGUACGCGAGCAGCCGCGGCAGCUGCGGCCCCUGCGCUCGUCGCCGUCCACGCAGGCGGACGCGUCCCCCUCGCCGCCGUCGUCGAGGGAGGAGGCCGUGUCCCAGGCGAGGUCCUGCCUCGCCACGGCGCUGCGCAAGCCGCUCAACAACGCGGCCGCGCCCCGGAAGCUCAAGAAGCAGCGGCAGCCGCGGUUCCGCGCCGAGAUACCCGUCGUCGACGACUCGCCGGGCUCCCUCGCGCGCCUCGCCUCCGACGUGUUCUCGUCGUGCCUCGGCUUGCCGAGGAAGGGCGGCGCGCCGGCGAAGCUGCUGCUCGUUUGGCCGUCCUCCGAGGAGCAGGGGUUGGCUCUGCGGGAGCCCAAUGACUGGGGGGCCUCGACGGCGCACGCGCAGCUCGACGCGGUGGCGCCCGACGCGCUGAGGUCCUGCGAUGCCGCCGUGUUCUUGGCGCCGGGUCGGUCGCAGGUGGAGAAGAUGAGGGCCGCCGCCGACGCGCUGGACCCCAAGCCGGUGGUCCUGUUCAACCCGGCGUGGAGCUUCGACGAGGAGGAGGCGUUCGCCGCCGGUGCGAGGGGGUUCGUGGGCUCCUUCAACGUGGUGUACUCCUUCACGGGGCUGGAGGUGAGGGGCCUCCUGAGCAAGAAGAAGGGCGUGCUGCUCCGGUGCGUCGAGGGCGGAAGGUUCGGCGGCGAGAGCUGGGUGCUCAUGGUGGAGGACGACGCGCCGGAGGCUGGCCAGUUCAAGGUCGUGUCGCGGCUGAAGCGGCGGCCGACGAUCGGCGAGGUGGAGACCAUGCUGUACAACCUCAUGGCCGCCAACUCGCCGGUGACCAAGUCGGCAAGAUUCCUCCGGGGGCUCGUGUCCAGUGUGACCGGUGGAAUAAAGGAGAAGCAAUGAAGCCAACGAUCUUUCUCGAGUAGAAUUCUUUUUGAAUGAAUUCAUCAGUAGACGAAUCGCGGAGGGAGAAGAUGUUUUCAGCGAACUGUAACGAUCUCGAGAAGUUCAUAUGAGCGAAUUCAUCAGUGGAAGUUGCGAUUUUGAGGUGAGGAGUUCAUCUGUUCGUGCUUCACUUUGGUAAAAUCAAAUAGGCAUGAUUUCGAACAGAUGAUCUCACAGCACCGCUGGCCUCACUUGAGCGUAGAGCAUCUUCAAAGAGACAAGUUAUCACAUCUAAGAUUUUGGCUCGUGCAGUAAAAAGAACAUAUUCAAGUAACAUGUUCAGCAUCUCAAUAAUCUUAUACUCUAUCAACAAAAGACGAUGAAGUGUAAAAAUGUGGUCUAACAGUCGGUGUUUAAAAUUUCGGUCCGAAAUUUCGGGUCUAUCAGUAGGUCCCGAUAGCUAGUGUAUUUAGGCCAAAAAUUUUGGUUAGACUAUU
Molecule: messenger RNA, 1565 nt
Organism: Oryza brachyantha (malo sina)
Lineage: Eukaryota; Viridiplantae; Streptophyta; Magnoliopsida; Poales; Poaceae
Exons: 1
Coding region: 58-1086 (342 amino acids)
Cellular component (GO): chloroplast
Source: RefSeq, a predicted model, not a curated record